AUGUUUCCUGUUGGAGUGCAAAGCAGUACUUCUGUGCCGAAUUUCUAUAAAUUACAUCGGCGACCGAUAGCCGAUUUACGGCCAGGGUCAUAUUCUCCAGAGGAAGCCCGUCUGAGGUGUCAGCUUGCGUCUCUUUAUCGCCUCGUUGAUCUAUUCCAAUGGAGCCAAGGAAUCUUCAAUCAUAUGACGGUUCGCCUCCCAAAUCGAGACAACGAGUUUCUUAUCAAUCCCUUUGGUCUACUUUAUCACGAACAAAGUGCCAGUACUUUAGUGAAAGUGGAUCUCGAUGGAAAAGUGCUGGAUCCUGGAAGCACGGGUUUAGGUAUUAAUCAGGCAGGUUACACUCUGCAUUCUGCUAUCCAUGGAGGUCGUAAAGAUUUACUAUGCGUAAUUCACUUACACGUACCAUCAGUUGCGGCGGUCUCAGCCAUGAAAUGCGGUCUAUUGCCUCUUUGCCAAGAAUCGAUGAUUGUCGGAGAAGUUGCCUACCAUGAUUACCAGGGCAUUCUAGUCGACCUGAAAGAACGAGAGUCAUUAGUGAAGGAUAUGGGCUCACACGAUGUUAUGAUUCUACGAAAUCAUGGAUUUGUCGCCGCUGGAAGAACCAUCGAAGAGGCAUUUCACUACGCUUAUCACCUCAUUCUUGCCUGCGAAACUCAGGUUG
Ostertagia ostertagi is the source of this 664-nucleotide messenger RNA. Lineage: Eukaryota; Metazoa; Nematoda; Chromadorea; Rhabditida; Trichostrongylidae. The record is from the annotation of a GenBank genome assembly.